Impatiens glandulifera is the source of this 1179-nucleotide messenger RNA. RefSeq names its product cysteine protease-like. Bases 1 to 1179 code for a protein of 392 amino acids. The transcript is spliced from 6 exons. Gene Ontology annotation, molecular function: cysteine-type endopeptidase activity. Lineage: Eukaryota; Viridiplantae; Streptophyta; Magnoliopsida; Ericales; Balsaminaceae. The record is from RefSeq and is a predicted model, not a curated record. Gene Ontology annotation, cellular component: lysosome.
AUGACCGCAAUCACAAAUUCUUCAUUUAGUGAUGUCGCUGAUAGGUACUACGACGAUAAAUCAGAUGAAAAAUGGAGAUUCAAAGGGUGUAAAGUGGACGUGGUUAUAUUUAGUCAAACGGAGUAUAAUAAUGUACUAGUGCCUUUGCCUUUGCGUGAUAUUGUGGUUGCUAUGUACGGGGAUGAGUAUCCAAACAUUAAUUACCAAUCCGAAAUCAAUUCAGAGGGUAUUAAUCCUAGUGAUAAACCUAAAUUUCUUAGAGUUUAUCUUAAUUGGAAAGUAUACUUUGACUGGAGGCUCAGACAAUUUAUUCUCACUCCCGUGAGAAAUCAGGGACAAUGUAACUGUUGUUGGGCUGUCGUUGCCGCAUCUGCAUUUGAGGCUCUGAUCAAUAUUAAACUGAGUAAACAACUGAAAAAAAAAGGCGACAAAUUGUUUGUAACUCUUUCUCCUCAAGAGUUACUGGAGUAUGUGAAAAUGGAUUUAACUAAUAUCGAUCCCGAUAAGAUAGACAGAUGCCAGUGCUACUCGGCAAACUACGAUGAAGCAUUCACUUACAUGAUAGAGCACGGUAUUACUACAGAGGAAAGACGUCCUUUUAAGGGGAAAAGAGAAAAGGAAAUUGAUCCACAAAAGAGACCCUUAAAGGAUAAGACUUAUCUAAAAAGCUAUGUAAAACUUAAAGACAAUUUAGCCGAGGAAGAGAUCUUAAGACGGGUACAAAUACAACCCGUGGCUGCCGCCAUCUAUAUCACACAGAAGCUUAAAUAUUUGGGAAAGGAGAUAUACCAAAUGAAUGAUGAUGAGAAAAAUGCGGAUGGUUCUGAUAUUAAAAGCGAAGGAAAACAUGCUGUAUUGAUAGUAGGAUUUGGUUCACGGGGAGAAGAAGCGUAUUGGUUGGUGAAAAAUUCUUACGGAACAGCCUGGGGAGAUGAAGGAUAUGGAAAGAUUUGCAUGAGAAGUCAGUUUAAGAAGAAACCACUGCUGUUCAAUAUGUUUUACCCUAGUUUCGACGAGCCCAAGCCUAAGCCUGAAGAGGAAGCCAAAGUUGAAGACCCUAGUUUCGACGAGCCCAAGCCUAAGCCUGAAGAGGAAGCCAAAGUUGAAGACCCUAGUUUCGACGAGCCCAAGCCUAAGCCUGAAGAGGAAGCCAAAGUUGAAGGAGAUCAGGAAACAUGA